Purpureocillium lilacinum is the source of this 2421-nucleotide messenger RNA. The record is from RefSeq and is a predicted model, not a curated record. NCBI's taxonomy places the organism in Eukaryota, Fungi, Ascomycota, Sordariomycetes, Hypocreales, Ophiocordycipitaceae.
AUGUCUCUCGUGGACGUCAAGUCGGUCAUCUCCGACGAAAAGGUGCAGCUGGUACUGUUCCUGCUCGUCGUUCUGGUACAUCUCUAUAACGAGAUCGGGCCAUGCCAGAGUCUUUUGCAUCCUUUGUGUGAUGGUUUCGCUUUUUUCCUUUCCAGCCUUACAACGAUAGUCCGCGACUAUCAAUCUGGGAAAUAUUACAAGCCAUGGAAGCCAGCAAACCCAAUUGUUAUCGUGUCCGCGAAGCAACAGAUUGCGGAGCUUAGCGAAGCACCAAACCUCUCUCAAAGAGCUGUGUAUGCCGAUAUGUUUGGCUUCAAGCACACCAUGAACAAGCUUCAGCACAAUACGAGCGACCAUAAAGUGGUGAGAACACGUUUGUACGGCCGACUUCUUCAGGUGAAUGGACCUGGGCAUCUUAACGCCCUGUAUCCGCACCUCGUCGCCCGGCUAGACAGCAGUCUGAGCCGCGAGCUUGCCGAGGCACGUGUGUUGCAAGAUGGCGUUUCUUUGCCGGUCGCGCAGACGGUCCGUCGACUUGCCUCGAGGCUCAUGAGUCUCAUGUUCUUUGGUGAAAGCUUGUCUUCCAAUGAGGCAUUCUCCAAAGCACUCCUGCGUUACCCUCAGGACAUGGUCAAGUGCAUGGGCGCGUUCCAAAUCACACCCGCAUUUAUGUCACCUGUUGUUCAUGCCCUUCUUACGAAGCGCGGCGAGGCAAUGAACUUGAUCCAGGGCCGAUUGUUUGAAUGCAUGGGCCCAGGCCGCUCAACUUGGGAUGAGCCAGACCAGACCAAAUAUCUCACCAUCAUGCACAACAUGACUGAACUGACCGAGUCAAGCGACUACUGGAACCCAGAGCUAUUGUCCCAGUCCCUUCUAGGAAUAUGGUUUGCCGCGGCUCAUCAGCCUUGGAUGAACCUGCAUUUCAUCAUGAUAGAGCUAUGCACACGACCUCAGUGGCAAGAAGCACUCCGUCAGGAAAUACAGCAACAUUCCACACUCGACUACAAGACUUUGGAGGGACUGCCUCUUUUGGACAGCUUCAUCAAGGAGACUGUGAGACUGAAACCGCUCGAUACACGGUACAAGACCUCGAUCUCGUCCUAUUUCUUCCUCAACUCGCGCCAAAGCCCGAAGUGCAUUGUCGCGCCGACCAAUGCAGCUGAAGUCUCCAAGAUCAUCAAGAAGCUGGGCGUGCGCGAGAACAAUCAGGUCGCGAUAAGAAGCGGUGGACAUACGCCGAACCGGGGGUUCGCGAAUACCGAUUCUGGCGUCACGCUGGAUCUACGAGGCCUCAACAAGAUCGCACUGCAAGGACCUAAUGACGAUGUCGUCUCAGUUGGCACAGGAGCCCUUUGGCGAGAGGUAUAUGCUACACUUGACCCUAUUAAUCGCACAGUUGUUGGAGCUCGCGUGGCCUCUGUAGGAGUAGGAGGCUUCCUCACGGGAGGCGGCCUAUCGUUCUUCUCUCCUAAAUACGGCUUCGGGUGCGACAAUGUCGUAAAUAUGGAGGUCGUACUCGCAAACGGCGCCAUCGUCAACGCCAACGCGACGUCUCAUCCCGACCUGUUUCGCGCUCUGAAAGGAGGUCAAGGCAACUUUGGAAUCGUCACCCGGUUCGAUCUCGUCACCCACGUACAAUCCGAGUACUGGGGCGGCGCAAUCCAAUACCCAGGUUCUGCCGACGCGGCGCAGCUGGCCGCGUUCGAGUCAUUCAAGGCGGCUCCCUACGACGGCUUUGCCGAAAUCGAGCAGACAUUUGUCUACUUUGGCGCCCUCAAGGCCUUUUCAAGCACCAACAACAUGUUCUACACAAAGUCGGUUGUCAAUGCCAGCGCGUUAAAAUUCUUCUCGGACGUACAACCGCAAACAGCGAAUACGAUGCGCAUCUCCAAUACGUCUGCUUUUGCAGAAGAGAUCGAGAAGUUCCAGCCCACGGAUCAAUUCGCUUCCUACUCUACAUUGAGCUUCCGUAUGGCUCCAGGCAUUCUGCCGCGAAUCUACAAGCAAUGGAAAGAUGCGACGACUUCCUUGAGCGCCAAGGUCCCGAAUGUGACGAGCGUCCUUACUUUCCAAGACAUCCCUCCGCCUCCAAGCGCAAAUGCUCCGAAAAAUUCCUUCCCGUUCGCGCCAGAUUCCACACCUCACAAGGACAAUGUCUUGGUCCUGUUCUCAUUCUACUGGUCUCACAAAGAGGAGUCAGCGCUUGUCGAAUCUACCAUCAAGAGCGUAACGGGCUCGGUCCAGGAACUAGUCGGGAACAAAGUCGGAUUCAAGUAUCUCAACUACGCAGCUGCCUGGCAGGACCCCAUCGGGAGCUAUGGAGAGGAGAUCAACAAAGCACUGGCUCGCGUUGCCAGGACUUACGAUCCAAACCGCUUCUUUCAAAGGGUUGUCAGCGGCGGCUUCAAGUUGAAAGUGUAA